Messenger RNA from Odontomachus brunneus, 1214 nucleotides. RefSeq names its product 6-phosphogluconolactonase (gene Pgls). NCBI's taxonomy places the organism in Eukaryota, Metazoa, Arthropoda, Insecta, Hymenoptera, Formicidae. The transcript has 4 exons. Gene Ontology annotation, molecular function: 6-phosphogluconolactonase activity. Bases 173 to 949 code for a protein of 258 amino acids. Gene Ontology annotation, biological process: pentose-phosphate shunt; carbohydrate metabolic process. The record is from RefSeq and is a predicted model, not a curated record.
UCCCUUUCUUGUUACACUUGUACACUGAAACAUAUGUUGUCGUGACGUGACCGGCAUGUUCGGCAUGCUCGCGCAGCGGUCUGGUCGUGUUUAAGGUGCGCGGAGAUGUUCCUCAAUCGUAUUUACUUGUAAUUUCGCAUUUCACUUUCUCUGCUUUCUCGCGAUCGGCAAGAUGGUCAACGUGGUGCGUACAAUAAACGAUGAAGAUCUGCACGCACAGAUCAACGACAUUGUUUCUCAUGCUGCCAAUUCUGCGUUCUUGCGCGGCGACAGGCUUUUCCGAAUCGGAGUAUCAGGAGGCUCAAUGGUAGAUGUGUUAGCAACAUGCUUGCCAAAGAUCACAACUGACUGGAGCAAAUGGCGUAUCUUUUUCUGCGAUGAACGGAUCGUGGAGCCAAAUGACCAGCAGUCCAAUUUGGCACUCUACAAGAGCAACUUCAUCGGCAAAGUGCCAGUUACUGAGGAACAGUUUAUACAAGUCGAUCCCAAACUUUCUGCUGAAGACGCGGCGACGGAUUACAUUAAAAAGAUUUCGUCGUUCUUCCCACCGGACAGAUUUCCUCAGUUCGAUUGCUUGCUACUAGGCGUGGGGCCUGAUGGACAUACAUGCUCGUUGUUUCCGAACCACACGCGCGCUCUUGAAGAGAUAAAUAUGUGGGUCACCUGGGAGAUGGAUGCGCCUAAACCGCCGUCUUGUAGAAUCAGCCUCACCCUACCGGUCAUUAACAAUGCCCGCUUAUGCGCUUUCAUCGUUACCGGCUCUUCCAAAGCCGACAUUGUGAAGAGGAUAUUAGAGGUCAAGGAGGAUCUACCGGCUACCAGGGUACAACCGACCGACGGUCUUCUCUAUUGGCUGCUAGAUAAAGACGCUGGCAGUUUGCUUGACAGCACACCGCAAUCUGAGACUGAUAGCACGACCAACGAAAGCACAGUACCUGAAAAACUUUAAGCAGACAUCUGUAGUUUUGGAGUGGUUGGAGAACAAAAGAUUUUAUGACACUUUAUAUCUAAGUCAUCUAAAGACAUUUUAUCACGAUUCUUAAUACAUUCCGAACUAUUCGUUAGUAACUAACGUAAAUAUUGUACACAUGCAGUCGGAUAUAUCGUAAUACCAGAAAAUGGUCUACCGAGUCUUAACUAUUAAAGCAAAAAUUAAUAUUUGUAUUACUGUGGAAUUUAAUAUAUGAUUAAAUCAACAUUUUCUAAAGAACUAA